Molecule: messenger RNA, 4417 nt
Organism: Salvia splendens (bonfire salvia)
Lineage: Eukaryota; Viridiplantae; Streptophyta; Magnoliopsida; Lamiales; Lamiaceae
Product: kinesin-like protein KIN-14J
Exons: 20
Coding region: 1444-4197 (917 amino acids)
Biological process (GO): microtubule-based movement
Cellular component (GO): microtubule cytoskeleton
Molecular function (GO): ATP binding; microtubule binding; microtubule motor activity
Source: RefSeq, a predicted model, not a curated record
AAAAUGAGAAUUCACAUCAGUUGAGCUACUGAGCUUUCUAUUUUGAAUCAUGAGUCCCACGUUAUCGAUUUGCCUUUACUUGUAAAACCCCCUUCAAUUACCAGCUGUUUUUCUCACUUUCCCCACAUCCCGGAAAUAUACAGGGAAACAACGAUUUAAUUUUAACGAAUGCGGUUUGGUUUAUCCUCUGCAUUUUCCGAACUAUUCAGGUUUGUGAGUUUUCCCCGAAUCUCUCAAUUGUUUUCUAGGGUUUUGUCCGUUACUUUUGAAUGUUCCGCCAAUUUUCCUUUUAUGUUUCCAAGAUCUUUUUUUUUCUACCCCAACCUUUUGGAAUUCGUAUGUAUGAUUAGUUUGAGGUUCUGGCAUCAGUAGAGCUAGGAGCGAAAAUGUAAAAAAAAAACACAAAUCUUGAAGUUUAAUGGGUAACUUUUUCCUGUGCUUUGCCAUUUGAAUGGUAAUGUGGGAUUCUCUGAUUUCUGUUUAAUAGUAUGUUUGAAUGUUGCUACUGUACGACAUUGAAGAUCUGCUUGCAUUUCAAAAUAUUUUUGUUAUAAAGGUUAUGGGUCAUUUGAAAUACGGAGUUCGUAAAUAUAUAGCUAGAAUUAUAAUGAAACAGGAUAAAAAUGCAGGAAUUGUUUCGGUGCCACUGUUUAUAGCUAGAAAAGAUGCAAUUCAUUUGUUUAUAAAUUGGUUUGAACAAUGUGAAUCUGCUGCCAUUUGGCUGGACUAAGUUUUGUAAGCAAUGAGAGAUUAUUUUCAGUGACCCUUCUAGAGAUUAUUGGUAGUAAUGCCUUCUGCCGAGCAUUUUUGGGGUCACCGUACUUAUCAAGAUAUACCGUAAUUUAUUUGAUUCUUUCUUUACCACAGUUUUGAUUGAUAUUAUUGUGAACUGGUUGUCUGGUCAUAGGGCUAAUUUUUUUGUUGUUCUAGAGUAUAAUUAACGUUUCAUAAGUGUACUGGACUUUUUUUUGUUCCGGCUUUGAGAGAGACGAGUGAGGGUCAUGCGUCUCCCGUUAAUGAAACGCACGACAGAGAUGCGUUUUACAGAAAGACGCAUGACUCUCAUGCGUCUUUCAAUUUUUCGUUUUUUAAAGACGCAUUAGCGUCAUGCGUCUUAGGAAGAGACGCAUCUCCAUCAUGCGUCGCUUGUUUUUUUUAUUUAUUUUAUAGACGACGCAUGACUGUCAUGCGUCUUAGGGAGAGAUGCAUGAGGCUCAUGCGUCUCUAAUUUGCAUAAAUCAGACGGGCCAGACGUGACAGAGGGCAGACGCGAGAGCGCAACUCAGCGAUUUCGGCGAUUUCUUGGCGAUUUCCCGUCAUAUUCCGACGGGCCAGACGUGACAGAGGGCAGACGCGAGAGCGCAACUCAGCGAUUUCGGCGAUUUCUUGGCGAUUUCCCGUCAUAUUCCGUACUGGACUUUUCAAGCAACUGUCUAAUUAGUCAUGGAUCCAAAGUCGGAGAUUCAUGCAACCGAACACAGGGAGGGUGCCUUAAGUGAAGUUCGUAAUGGCAAUAUUUCUGGAAGAGUAGAAGUUUCUAAUGGUCUCGCUGAAGGGAAUGGGCAUUUCUGGGAAGCUUUCAAGAUUCCAGAAAUGAAAUUGGGUAAUUUGGAGAAGGUCUCCACACACUCACUUUUCACUAUUGUCGAAAAGAUUUUGGAUGACAGAAUUGAGAAAAACGAUGAGGACAUUCCUCAGCGAGUCGCAUCUGUGCUGAAACUAGUUGUGCAAGAAAUUGAGCAGCGGGUUUUGAAACAAGCAGACAAUAUGAGAAAGCAAAGCCAUCUGUACAAGUCUCGUGAAGACAGGUAUUGCUCCAAAAUUAAAGUAUUGGAAACACUUGCAACUGGAACUAGUGAAGAAAACGAGGUUAUUGUGACCCAGCUUCAACAGAUGAAGAUUGAGAAGGCCAAAAUUGAGGAGAACAAGAAGCGUGAAGAGCAAGAAUUAAUUAAGUUGAGGAAAGAAAGGGAUGCCUGUGAGAGACAAAUUUUGUCACUAUACGAAAAAGUCACAUUAGCCCAAAUCUCAUAUGAAGAGAACAUCUUACAAUUGAAGUCUAAGGCUGAGGAAUCCAAAGAUAAGCUGGAGAAGAAAAUAUUGAAUAUUGAGAGUCUUCUUACUGACUCAAGGAAGAAAGUAAAAGAGCUUGAGGACUCUUCAGAAUCAAAACUUAUGCAUUGGAAAAGAAAAGAACAGAGAUACAGACAGUUCAUAGAUUCUAAAGUUGUAUCGAUACAGGAUUUAAGGUUGGCAUCUGAGUCCAUAAAGCAAGAAGUCUCGAAGAUAAAAAAUGUCUAUGCUGAAGAAUUUUAUAACUUUGGAUUAAAUCUCAAAGGCUUGGUAGAAGCUGCUGAAAAUUAUCAUAGUGUGCUUGAUGAAAAUCGGAAAUUGUAUAAUGAGGUUCAAGAUUUGAAAGGAAACAUUAGAGUUUAUUGUCGUGUAAGACCAUUCCUCUCGGGACAAAGUGCAAAACAGACAACCAUGCAAUACCUUGGUGAGAAUGGAGAAUUAGUUGUUAUGAACCCCUCAAAACCUGGAAAAGAAAGUCAUCGUCUAUUCAAAUUCAACAAGGUGUUUGGUCCUGCAUCCACUCAAGAGGAGGUAUUUCGUGAUACUCAACCACUAAUCAGGUCUGUCCUUGAUGGGUACAAUGUUUGCAUAUUUGCUUAUGGUCAAACUGGUUCUGGGAAAACUUAUACAAUGACUGGACCUAAUUUGACAUCAGUUGCGGAUUGGGGAGUCAACUAUAGGGCUCUGAAUGAUCUUUUCAAUAUCUCUCAGAGAAGACAUAGUUCCAUUGCUUACGAGAUUGCUGUCCAAAUGGUAGAAAUUUAUAACGAGCAAGUGCGUGACUUACUCCGCAAUGACAGCUUUCAAAAGAGACUUGGAAUAUGGAACAUUUCCCAACCAAAUGGGUUAGCUGUGCCCGAUGCUAGCUUGCAUCCUGUAAAAUCAACUGAUGAUGUAUUAGAACUGAUGAGUGUUGGAUUAAUGAAUCGGGCUGUAGGUGCUACUGCUCUAAAUGAAAGAAGCAGCCGAUCUCACAGCAUACUCACUGUUCAUGUCCGAGGGACAGAUUUGGAGACCAAUGCUAUUCUACGUGGUUGUCUUCAUUUAGUUGAUUUGGCUGGCAGCGAAAGGGUUGACCGAUCUGAAGCAACGGGCGACAGGUUGCGUGAAGCACAACACAUCAACAAGUCUCUUUCGGCCUUGGGAGAUGUGAUCUUUGCACUUGCACAAAAAAAUGCUCAUGUACCAUACAGGAAUAGCAAAUUAACCCAAGUUCUUCAAAGUUCUUUAGGUGGCCAAGCUAAGACUCUUAUGUUUGUUCAACUUAAUCCUGAUGUAGAGUCCUACUCAGAGACUAUAAGUACACUGAAGUUUGCUGAGAGAGUUUCUGGUGUUGAAUUGGGUGCUGCUCGAAGUAAUAAGGAGAGCAGGGGUGUCAGGGAACUUAUGGAACAGGUAACUUCUCUAAAGAAUGCUGUUUCAAAGAAGGAUGAAGAAAUAGGGCGGUUACGGUCACUCAAAGCUAGUGGAGAUGGUGAAAGAGGUAGUUUGAACUCAGCAAGGUGUGGCUCUGCCUCUCCAAGAAGACACUCUGCAGGAGCACGGCCAAGCCCCAAAGUUUCGCAAGGGAAAAGUUCUUCCGAGAAGGUUGCUACAGAUGAGGAAAAUAACUCCGAGUAUAGUGAUAAGCAUUCAGAAGCUGGUUCUCAGCAAUCAGCUGAUGAAUUUAAACACCACAAAGAAUUCUUUCGCCAAUCACGACUCUCUGUUCUAGAUGCUGACAGAUUUCCGGACGACACUAGUUUAAAUAUUGAUGUAGUGGAUGGAGAAAAGAAUCCCAAUGAUGAUAUAGAGAUUCUGGGGUUAGGAGAGGAUGACUCUGAAGAGAGACUUAGUGACAUAUCAGAUGGGGUUCUUUCUAUGGGAACCGAAACUGAGGGUUCAAUUAACAGUAUAGUUGAGUACACCCUUUUCCCCGAGAAAUCAAAGCUAUUUAGAGAGACAACUGAUAAACCACGUGUGCCUGGUAAACAUCCGAAACCACCAACGAAGCAGGCUCAAGCAGGAUCUGCUCGAUUGUCUCAGAGCAAGAGCUCCUCCAAAAUUCCAAGUUACAGAAGAGCCACCACGGCUGCAACGGGUGGCAGUUCUUCAGCUAUGAAACCUUCCAAGAAAUGGCAUUAAGAUAUUGAUGAUGAAUUAGGUGUUAGAUUAGAAUUGUUGUAUUGGAAGAGUUCCUUUAGAACCUUUCUAUGGUGUAAAAUAUGUAGGAGUUAGGUCAGUGCUGCAAAUCAUUCAAGAAUGAGGAUGUCAAAUGGAAUUUGGUGGUGCUCCUUUUUGAAGCCAACCAAAUUUUAUCAAGUAUGGAUGGAUGUUUGGUAUUAAUUUAAAACAAAUUCACAGC